Medicago truncatula (barrel medic) is the source of this 1041-nucleotide messenger RNA. RefSeq names its product myb-related protein 308. NCBI's taxonomy places the organism in Eukaryota, Viridiplantae, Streptophyta, Magnoliopsida, Fabales, Fabaceae. Bases 108 to 1010 code for a protein of 300 amino acids. The transcript has 2 exons. The record is from RefSeq and is a predicted model, not a curated record.
UCUUGCUUCUUAAGUAUAGAGAGAGGAACCUUCUAGUUCUAGCUUAAUUGCUUUUCCACUUUAUAAGUUAGAGUGUGCAAAAACAAAACAAAACCUAAACAAAAAACAUGGGAAGAGCUCCUUGUUGUGCCAAAGUUGGAUUGCACAAGGGUCCAUGGACUACUAAAGAAGAUGCAUUGCUUACAAAAUAUGUUCAAGCUCAUGGUGAAGGCCAAUGGAAAUCACUUCCUAAAAAAGCUGGACUUCUUAGAUGUGGGAAAAGUUGUAGACUUAGAUGGAUGAAUUAUCUUAGACCAGAUAUAAAGAGAGGUAACAUAACUCAAGAAGAAGAUGAUCUCAUAAUAAGAUUACAUUCACUUCUUGGAAAUAGAUGGUCACUUAUAGCCGGAAGAUUACCAGGACGAACAGACAAUGAAAUAAAGAACUACUGGAACACACAUCUUCUUAAAAAGAUGCAAAGAAAUCAACAAACAUGUGAUGUUACAACAGAUCAUGAUGAACAAGAACAACCCAAGAAAAAGAACAACAACAAAAAGAAAAAGAGAAACAACAAAGAGAAGAAAAAUGACAAGAAAAAAGGUACAAAUAAUGAUGAUAAAGAAGAAGAAGAAAAAAUCCAAGUUUAUUUACCAAAAGCUAUUAGGAUAAAAGCUUUAAAUUUACCAAGAACGGAUAGUGGUUCAUUUACAUAUGAAUCAAAUUCAUCAAAUGGUAGCCAACAAAAAGAAGGAACACAACAAGUGACAAACAACAAUAAUAAUAACAACAACGUUGUUUGUGAGGUUGGUGAGAAGGGAGAAAAUGACGGAUUUGGGCAUGACUAUGACUAUGACUUAGUCAACGUUGAAAGGUUAGAGAUGGAAUGUGAGUCAUAUUUUGACACUUGUGGUGAUCAUGGAACAUUAGAUAGACUCUAUGAUGAAUACUUGCAACUCUUGAACAUGGAUGUUUGCAAUUACGAGUUUGAUUCUUCUUUUGUUGAAUCCUUCUUUGAUUCAAACAAUAAUUAAUAUUUAAUAAUAUUCUCUACCUUCAUCUAAA